AUGGCUUUUCAUCCACAGGUAUGGAUCGAUUUGGACAGCAUGAGGUCCGUCGACGACCUGAUGGACGGAAUGGCUAUGGCAGUGGAAAACGCAUUUGUCGUCCUCAUUCUAUUCUCCAAGGCUUACAAGGACAGUUCAAACACACGCAGCGAAGCCCAGUAUGCAUAUCACAUGAGAAAGCCACUUCUAUUCCUUCGAGUUCAACCAGCCUAUCGACCGGAUGGUUGGCUUGGAAUCAUGUUGGGCGCCCGUAUCUACUUGGACUUCUCGGGAAAAUAUCCAUUUGAGAAAAAAUUCGAAGAGCUCUUAUUUUCUGUGCACAAGGCGGCAAAUAGAGAUCCAGAAAUGAUCGAUAGUAUCACAGCGGUGGAUCGACCGAAUAAAUGUGUUGAACCGAUUCAGUCAGAACCGAAACCAACGUCAGCGCCACCGGUGACCAGCACCGAAACUCCCGAACCACCGACGUACAUAACGUGGGACGAAGAAGAGACGACUGCGUGGCUGAAGCGAUCCAACGUGGAAUGGCACAGCGAAGAAGCACUGACCGGAGGUCAUUUGUUGUUUCUCAGUAAACUGGCCAAAGACUCACCGGAGUUCUUUUACGAAACACUGAAGAAUUUUGGCGGUUUAUCCAACUUGACAAUGCUGAUGAAUUUCACUACGGCAUUGCAUCAGCUGUCAUCGUGA
Echinostoma caproni is the source of this 687-nucleotide messenger RNA. Lineage: Eukaryota; Metazoa; Platyhelminthes; Trematoda; Plagiorchiida; Echinostomatidae. The record is from the annotation of a GenBank genome assembly.